Messenger RNA from Ficedula albicollis (Collared flycatcher), 2829 nucleotides. RefSeq names its product G-protein signaling modulator 2 (gene GPSM2). NCBI's taxonomy places the organism in Eukaryota, Metazoa, Chordata, Aves, Passeriformes, Muscicapidae. Bases 439 to 2427 code for a protein of 662 amino acids. The record is from RefSeq and is a predicted model, not a curated record. The transcript has 15 exons. Gene Ontology annotation, molecular function: protein binding; GTPase regulator activity.
UGCCGCCAUCGCCCUGGAGGCUCUGAAGGGAGCGGGACCAGCAGGGCUGUGCAUCGGGCGGCUUUGGGCGCUGGUGCUCUGCUAACGAGGCGGAUAAAUAAAAUAAAGGCGUGAGGGCGGGAGUGAAACAGGCUGAUCGUAGAACCGGAACCAACGGGUCUGCAGGCGUAAUGCGAGGAGUGAGAACUGCAGCUGAAUGGAGCUUAAAGGGCCCCAGAUGAAAGAAAGAACACGAACAUCUCUGACGGUGUGAGAUGUGUCUGGCUGUGACCUCCUUACCUCAGUAAUAAAGAAGAGUUUUUCUACAGGAGCUUAGAAUAUCUUUACUCCAGCUUCUUAAUAUACUAACUGGAAUGGUGCUCUGACAACAAUUCUCCAUUAUAAAGCACUUACCCUACUACAGAACAGUAUUUCUUUCUCUACUGAUAAUGUAACUCAAUGGCGGAAAAUAAUGUUUUGGUAAGCAUGCCUGAAGAUCGUUCCUUUCACGUGCGAUACAGGAUGGAGGCUUCCUGCCUGGAGCUGGCUCUGGAAGGCGAGCGCCUGUGCAAGGCAGGAGAUUGCCGUGCUGGAGUGUCUUUCUUUGAAGCAGCUGUUCAGGUUGGAACUGAAGAUCUGCGAACCCUGAGUGCUAUUUACAGCCAGCUGGGCAAUGCCUAUUUCUACCUGCAUGAAUAUGCAAAGGCCUUGGAAUACCAUCACCAUGAUCUAACUCUUGCAAGGACAAUUGGAGAUCUACUGGGAGAAGCUAAAGCUAGUGGGAAUCUGGGCAACACCCUAAAGGUACUUGGGAAUUUUGAAGAAGCUAUCGUUUGCUGUCAGAGACAUCUGGAUAUUUCCAGAGAACUUAAUGAUAAGGUUGGAGAAGCAAGAGCACUAUAUAAUCUGGGAAAUGUGUAUCACUCUAAAGGGAAAAAUGUAGCUAAUGCUGGGACUCAUGAUCCAGGGGAACUUCCAGAUGAUGUGAAAAAUGCUUUACAAAAAGCUGCAAAGUACUAUGAGGAAAACCUGUCAAUAGUGACAGAGCUGGGUGACAGAGCAGCACAAGGGCGUGCCUUUGGAAAUCUGGGAAACACACACUAUCUUCUGGGCAACUUCAGGAGUGCAGUUUUAGCCCAUGAACAGCGUCUCCUAAUUGCAAAAGAAUUUGGUGAUAGAUCAGCAGAAAGAAGAGCAUACAGCAACCUUGGAAAUGCCUACAUAUUUCUGGGGGAAUUUGAAACUGCUGCUGAGUAUUACAGGAGGACUCUGCAGCUGGCUCGGCAGCUGAAGGACAGAGCUGUGGAAGCACAGGCCUGCUACAGCCUGGGGAACACCUACACUCUUCUCCAGGACUAUGAGAAAGCAAUUGAUUAUCAUCUGAAACACCUGGUGAUUGCUCAGGAACUACACGACAAAAUUGGGGAAGGAAGAGCGUGCUGGAGUUUAGGGAAUGCUCAUACUGCUCUGGGAAAUCAUGACCAAGCCAUCCAUUUUGCAGAAAGGCACCUGGAGAUUUCAAGAGAGGUAGGAGACAGAAGUGGAGAACUCACUGCCAGACUUAAUCUCUCAGAUCUUCAAAUGGUUCUUGGAUUAAGCUACAGCACAAAUAACUCCAUGAUGGCAGAAAGCCACGCAGUGGAAAACAGUUUGAGUGGUGGCAGACCAAGAGGACGCCGUUACAGUAUGGAAAACAUGGAGCUUAUGAAAUUAACACCAGAAAAGGUUCCAAACUGGAACAGUGAGAUUCUUGCAAAACAGAAACCCCUGAUUGCCAAAACUUCAGCAAAACUUCAUUUUGUAAAUCGACUAAAAGGCAAAAAGUACAAAAACGGCACCACCUCCAAAGUUUUGCAGGAUGCCAGUAAUUCCAUUGAUCAUCGACUCCCAAACUCUCAGAGGAAAAGCAGUCGUGAGACGAUGGCAGACGAAGGGUUCUUUGAUCUGCUGAGUCGGUUCCAGAGUAACAGGAUGGAUGAUCAGAGGUGCUGCUUCCAGGAGAAAAACAGACUCCCAGCUGCUUCAGUGGCAACAUCCUCUACCCCACCUAAAACAAUUAUAAAAUCCUUUUCCACGUCGGUGGUGUCCCCGCACACGGACGAGUUCCUGGAGCUGCUGGCGAGCUCGCAGAGCCGCCGGCUGGAUGACCAGCGCGCCAGCUUCAGCGAGCUGCCCGGGCUGCGGCUGCGCCAGCGCGGUGGCCAGGCCCUGCUGGGCCACCUCGUGGCCAGCAGCAGCAGGGACCUGGAUGACGACUUCUUCGACAUCCUCGUCAAAUGCCAGGGUUCCAGACUGGAUGAUCAAAGAUGUGCUCCUCCAGGAGCUGCCAAAGGCCCCACUGUACCAGAUGAGGAUUUUUUCAGCCUGAUUCUGCGCUCGCAAGCCAAGAGAAUGGAUGAACAGAGAGUCCACUUGCCCUCAGCUAUAAAGGGACCCAAUUCCAGCUGAAGACCCCAGAGGCAUGUACUGUACAGCAGCAUCCUAGGGAUCAUUCUGGUUUGCUGGAAAAGCACACUUGCCUUUUUUAAGAUGACUACAAUUAGCAGCUUUGUCUCCUUUCUCCUGAUUUUUCACAGAAAUAGCAGCAGCAUCACACUGGUGAUCAGUAGUUAGAGAACUGCCCCUGCUCUUGCAGUUGGCAGCUGCUUUCAGAGCAGUGUCUGAGGUACUGGUACUGCGUCUCCUUAAUUGCCUCUAGUCUAUCAAAAUUAUGAUGAUUUUUCUCUAUCAGUUCUUUCAUUGCUCAUGAGUGGAUUCUACCACUGUUGCAAUCUAGUAUAAGACUUGAAUUUUUAUGUUCUUUUUAAAGAAAACUUGAUUUUUUUCCCCUGAUUUGUACCUCCUGACAAA